This is a messenger RNA of Labeo rohita (rohu), 6243 nucleotides long. It is a transcript of the gene slco5a1a, whose product is annotated as solute carrier organic anion transporter family member 5A1a. The coding region runs from base 689 to 3154 and encodes 821 amino acids. The record is from RefSeq and is a predicted model, not a curated record. Lineage: Eukaryota; Metazoa; Chordata; Actinopteri; Cypriniformes; Cyprinidae. The transcript is spliced from 10 exons. Gene Ontology annotation, molecular function: protein binding. Gene Ontology annotation, cellular component: membrane. Gene Ontology annotation, biological process: sodium-independent organic anion transport; transmembrane transport.
ACGUUUAUUUACUUGUACCCGCUGCGGUACAGACUGAAUGCGCUUGGAGGCGAUACAGCUUACAGCGAUACCGUGAAUAACGGACAGUCCGUGCUAACCCCUCCGUCCAAGGACAAGGAUAUUUUGAUCACACGGCGAAGAUCUGAUGGUGUGUCGGAGCCGCGAGCAGAAGGAGGAGAUAGAUUACCCUUUAACGGCGCCGAUGGAAUUAAUCGGGGUUGUUAAUCUGGCGCAGAUAACGGGGCAGAAUGCGCGUGUGUGAUGCGGCCGAGCGCGCGCGCUGCGCCGCUGCAGUAUCCGCGCAGAGGCGCGUGAGCCCCCGGCUUCAGGUCGACCGUCGAUUUUGUGUGUUGUUUUGGUGAAUAUGUGUCGAAGUGACGUGAAAAUGGUGCUGUAAACAAACAAAGAGGGUGUUACAUAUAGUUGUAUUAAAGCAUAUCUGUUUAUAAGUGUCAGUUAGAGGGGUUGGUUUUGUUAAAAUGAGCCAGCGCAGAAUGUCUGCGUCUCCACAGCGCUUAUAAACGGGUGGGAUAGCCGGUCUGGGCCGUUAUCUGGAGGCUUUAGUGUUUUCGUACAGAAAGGAAGUAGUCAGUGAUAAGCCGCAGCCGGUUUAUCUGAGAGUCUGUUAUGUUCGUGUGUCAGUGUGCGUCUGUGUACUAGACGCGCUGAGCUCACGCUGCCCGUCAGGAUGGCAUCCGGCGCUGGUGGGGAGGCGGGGGGAGGGGGCCUCGCACCCGUGAAACCGUUCCCGUACUUGUGUGAGGAGUCUACUCAGGGUUUGAAAUCUAAAAGCCUUCCCGUGCUCAGCGGCAGCCAGGCUCCGGAGAAGGACGCGGAUCAGACUCUGCUCUCUGCCCCGCACAGCUCGCCCCGGUGCGGCUCCCCCGUCAGGACAGAGUGUCGUGAGCCGGAGGGUCGCGGCGCUGCUGCUGCGCUCUUGACGUUCCGGCUGCCGUGGGUGCCGGUGAGGCGCUAUGUGGACGGGAUCCUGUCGGACUCGCGCUGCUUUCUGUUCUGCAUGUGUUACCUCACCUUCAUUCAGUCGCUGAUGGUGUCCGGCUAUCUCAGCAGUGUCAUCACCACCAUAGAAAAGCGGUACAGUCUGCGGAGCUCAGAGUCGGGUCUGCUGGUCAGCUGUUUUGACAUCGGUAGUCUCCUCGUUGUGGUCUUUAUCAGCUACUUUGGUGGGCGGGGUCAGAGGCCGCGCUGGUUGGCCGUAGGGGGUGUGUUCAUCGCUGUUGGCGCCGCCCUCUUCUCCCUACCUCACUUCAUCUCUCCGCCAUAUCAGCUAGAGGAGCUGAACAGCACAGUAGGAGGAGAGGGGCUCUGUGCCAGCGGGAAUGUCAGCGGGCAGGAGAGGCCGGCACUGUCCAGGUGCCAGCGGGACCGCGAGGAGAGUGAACACGCCCUGUAUGUGGCACUGUUCAUCUGCGCUCAGAUCCUCGUGGGAAUGGGAUCCACUCCCAUAUACACCCUUGGACCAACUUACUUGGAUGACAAUGUGAAGAAGGAAAACGCAUCCCUGUACCUAGCUAUCAUGUACGUAAUGGGAGCUCUCGGACCAGCCGCUGGGUAUCUGCUGGGUGGAAUUCUAAUCGGAUUCUAUGUCGACCCCGGUACCAUUGUCAAUAUUGACCAGAGCGACCCACGUUUUGUAGGAAACUGGUGGAGUGGGUUUCUCUUGUGUGCUGUGGCAAUGUUGUUGGUGAUCUUCCCCAUGUUUUCCUUCCCUAAAAAACUUCCACCACGGCACAAGAAAAGUAAAAGGCGUGGAAAAAAGGGAGCAGGUGAUGUCUCCAGUGAUGACGAGAUGAUGAAGGAAAAGAGCCAGGCUGUCUCGUCCUCCAUGGGUUUUGGUAAAAAUAUCAAAGAUUUGCCAAAAGCAGCAGUGCGUAUACUGAGUAACGUGACGUUUUUAUUUGUAAGUUUGUCGUAUACGGCGGAAUGUGCCAUUGUCACGGCCUUCAUCACUUUCAUUCCCAAAUUUAUUGAAUCUCAAUUUGGUGUUCCAGCAUCUAAUGCCAGUAUAUACACAGGUCUGAUCAUCGUACCCAGUGCGGGUGUCGGUAUAGUUUUAGGUGGGUACAUCAUUAAGAAACUGAAGCUGGGUGAAAGAGAAGCAGCAAAGCUGGCCAUGAUCUGCAGCGGCGUGUCUUUGCUAUGCUUUUCCACUCUCUUCAUUGUCGGCUGCGAGAGCAUCAACCUUGGUGGAAUCAAUAUCCCUUACACCACCGGGCCGACGCUGACUCUUUCUCACCGAAACCUGACGGGUAGUUGUAACGUCAACUGUGGCUGCAGGAUUCAUGAGUAUGCGCCUGUCUGUGGCUCUGAUGGCAUCACCUACUUUAACCCAUGUCUGGCUGGCUGCAGCAACAUCGCCAACCAAACCUCAGGAAUCAGAAACUAUUCGGACUGCGCAUGCGUUCAGAGCAGACAGGUGAUUACGCCGUCGGGAGGAAACCACGAUCUGCAGGUGGUGAUUGUAAAGACAUACCUGAACGAGAACGGUUUCGCACUGGCAGGAAAGUGUGAGAGAACAUGUGGAACGCUCAUCACCUUCCUCAUCUUUCUCUUCAUCGUCACUCUCAUCACUGCCUGCGCUCAGCCGUCCGUCAUCAUCGUUACGCUCAGGUCAGUGGAGGAAGAGGACAGGCCAUUUGCUCUGGGAAUGCAGUUUGUUCUUCUCAGGACUCUUGCCUACAUCCCCACUCCUAUCUAUUUUGGAGCUGUGAUUGACACCACCUGUAUGCUGUGGCAGCAGGAUUGUGGUUUCCAUGGGUCCUGUUGGGAGUACGAUGUCACUUCCCUCCGCUUUGUUUACUUUGGGCUGGCGGCAAGCUUGAAGUUCCUGGGCUUCCUGUUCAUCUUCCUCACCUGGUAUUCGCUGAAACGGCGCGAGGAACAGACGCACACUCACACGCACGCUCACACGCUUUCCCCGCUGGACACGGUGAGCCACCUUAUCUGUCACGCAGGAGGUCACAAAGGCCACGCCCGCACACGCUCCUGUCCUGUCUUCCUGCCACGCCCACCUGAACACCCCCACCCUGCCAUGCAAACUGGACACGCCCUUAGCCGUGGCAACAGUUGCCCUGGCAAUGGCCUGAAAGCAAUAACUCCACCCAUACGGUCACUUGAAAAAGUUGCGGUGUGAAGAUUGGAGCCAUGCACACACACACAUACACAGUCACACUCACACUCGCUCAUACACAUGCAUGCAAACAUCAUACAAUUAUGAGGGCCGAUUAUGUAAAUGAAAACAUACCACACCGCUUAUAGCCAUUGCUGGUGCCUUUUUUUUAAACACACACACUUCAAAGACACAUUAUCACAGGAUUUUUGUGAAGCACUGAUUAGUAAUAAAACUUUUUUGACACAAUACCUCAGCAGGACGAAUACCUCUGUUCAUCACAUAGAAAAUACAAACAUACUCGAACACAUAUAACUUAGUCAUCUCAUCUAGUUACCUAUAGUGUUAGUUGUGUACAUACUCUUUUGCUUCUCCUGUACAGCAGACAGAUACAUGUACUUGUUUACCUCAUUGAUUCAUCCGUUAAUUUUUCAUCAAUGAAGGGAAAGAGACUGCAAAUUUUACUAUGCAAACUCCUCCCAUCACACCGACUACUUCUGAAUCACAUUAGCUGCUGUCAAGCUUCAAACCCCUUCCCCUAAAACAACUUCUCUACCCACGCUCAGAGUGGAAACUCCUUCCACCGCACUCUUCCUGAAUCACAUUAGCCCCUCCCCUAAACAACCUCAAAUGCAACCAUUUUUUCUACACCCAGACUGUAAACUCUUUCCACAGUACUGACUUCAGGUGUGUUCGCCUUGAAGCGGCACUGCACAGAUUGAUUGGUGUAUGACUUCAUAGUAACAUGAGAGUUAUGGACAGCAGACUGCUAUUUAUGCUUUCAAAUUGCUUUCAUGGUACUUUGAUGUCAUUCACUGAUCGGACUGUGCACAUACCUUUAUCCUCCCAUACUUUAAACCCCUCCCUUCCAACUCUUUUGGCCACACCCAUAUUGUAAACUCAUCCCACAGUACUGACUCCUCCUGAAUUUCAAUAGCCCCUCCCCUCCCCUAAAACAACCUCUCUUCCAACUAUAUUGACCACUCCUAGAGUAUAAACUCCUCCCAUUAUUAAAUCCACACAAGCUGUGGCCCUUUCCAAACUUUAAACUCCUCUUAAACAAUCUCUCUGCUGACAACUUAAGUCACACCCACAAUGUAAACUUCUCCUGCCAGACUCCUACUGAAUGGCAUUAGCCCCUCCCAAACUUCAAACCACUCCCUUAAAUAAAUGUCUGUACAAAUUUUAAAUGUACACAAGCUGUGGCCCCUCCCAAAUGUCCAAUUCCUUCCCUAAAACAACCUUCCUGCCAACAAUUUAAGUCACUCCCACAGUGUAAGCUCCUCCUGCCACACUGAUUCCUCCUGAAUGACAUUAGCCCCUCCCAAAUGUUAAACCCCUCACUUAAACAACCUUCCUACCAACUUUUUGGCCACACCUACACUGUAAUCUCCUCCCACAGUACUGAUUUCUCCUGAAUCACAAUAGCCCCUGUCAAACUGUGAAAACCCCUCUCCUAAAACAACCUCUCUACCAACAAUUUAAGCCACACCCACAAUGUAUGCUCCUCCCACCCCAAUGACUCCAUCUGAAUGACAUUAGCCCUUCCCAAACAUCAAACCAAUUCUAUCCAUUUCUACCAAUUAUAUUUACCACACCCAGAGUGUGAACUCCUCCCACAGUAUUUAUUCCAUGUAAGCUGUGGCCCCUACCAAACUUCAAACUCCUCUAAAACAACCUCACUGCCAACAAAUUAAGCUACACCCACAAUGUAUUCUUCACUGCACGGACUCCUCCUGAGUCACAUUAGCCCCUUCCCUAAACAACCUUCAUACCAACCAUUUUUUCCACACCCAGACUGUAAUCCCACAGACUCCUCUGGAAUCACAAUAGCUCCUCCCAAACUUUAAAACCCCUCCCUUAACAAUUUAAGCCACACCCAUAAUGUGUGCUACUCCCACCCCACUGACUCCUCCUGAAUGACAUUAGCCCCUCUCAAACAUCAAACCACUCCCUUAGAACAACCUUUUUACCAACUAUAUUUAGUGUAAACUCCACCCACAGCAUUGACUGUGGCCCCUCCCAAACUUUAAACUCCUCCCUUCCAAUGGUUUUGGCCACACCCAUACUCUAAACUCCUCCCACAGUACUGACUCCUCCUGAAUCACAAUAGCUACUCCCAAACUUUAAACUCCUCCCCUAAAACAUCUUCUCUACCAACCAUAUUGACCACUCCUAUAGUGUAAACUUUUCCCACAGUAUUGACUCCACAAAGCUGUGGCCCCUCCCACACAGUGUAUGCUCCUCCCACUUCACUGACUCCUCCUGAAUGACAUUAGCCCCUCCCAAACUUCAAACCACUCCCUUAAAACAACUUUUCUACCAACUAUGUUUACCACGCCUAAAGUGUAAACUCCUCCCACAGUAUCAGCUGUGGCCCCUCCCAAUCUUUAAACCCCGCCUACUGUUUUUGACUCCACCUUGUUCCAUUUAUUUUUCAGCUGUUAUCUUGUGUGCUGUAUUAAAUGUUUAGCUUGUUAGUCCUACAAUGACAGUGUUUUUGCAACAGUUGGUACAGUGCACACAUCUGUUAAGUUUUCUGUCUUUUUUCAUGACUUUUGUGCAUCAUAUCAGUAUUUGAAAUGUUUCCUUCUGUUGGUCUUGCUCGUAAGCAGUCAUCUUAGUAAAUAACAUGCACAAAUACACAUAUAAAGGAGACACGUCAUCUCAUGUUCACACAUCAUGUAUACUCCUGAAAACAUGCUCUCACACCCCUGUAGAUGAUGAUCUGUUUGUGCUGAAAUUGAGCCAGUGUUUGUGGUGUCAACAGUAAUGCAAGUGUCAACUGUCAACACCAGCUCUGAGCAGAAUUCAGCUUCAUUCCUGAUCAUUGCAAGACUUCAGUAGAAACAGAGCAGAAAACACAAGUACUGAACUACUGCUGAGGAAACAGUAUUUUAAUUGCCUCUCCUUCUUUUUGCCGACCCUUCCUAUGUUACUGUGCUCUGUUUGCGAACAGAAGACACGUUGAUACAAUUAUUUAUUUAAAGUUACUUGAAGGUUUGCCUAAGGUUUGCAAACCUGGUUUAAUUCUUUAUUAACUGUUUUGGUUUACUUGUACAAAUAAAUGAUUUGUGUCAAUAAAAUGUGUAAAUAAAAUGAUUUUGAUUGUG